Molecule: messenger RNA, 4270 nt
Organism: Xyrauchen texanus (razorback sucker)
Lineage: Eukaryota; Metazoa; Chordata; Actinopteri; Cypriniformes; Catostomidae
Product: protein HIRA-like
Exons: 25
Coding region: 249-3278 (1009 amino acids)
Biological process (GO): DNA-templated transcription; chromatin remodeling; regulation of DNA-templated transcription
Cellular component (GO): HIR complex; nucleus
Molecular function (GO): nucleosome binding; protein binding
Source: RefSeq, a predicted model, not a curated record
GGACACGGUGAACUUCCGGCGUGAGUUUUGUUGCUGCUGCUUCACGUUCGAAGAGUGAUGAGAGAAAGACGCACACACACAGGGAGAGAGAGAGAGAGAGAGAGACAGAAAUGGAGUUCAACUGAGCAACAAAGUAACGAAUGAGCCGCAGCACUUAAGAGGCCGGGCGGGCGGGCAGGAUUCUCAUCAGAAGAAAAGAAGAAGAUCACGGGUAGUUUUAUUAUAGAUCAGCUUUGAUCAGCCUGGAGAUGAAGCUCUUGAAGCCGAGUUGGGUCAAUCACAAUGGUAAACCAAUAUUCUCAGUUGAUAUCCAUCCAGAUGGAACUAAGUUUGCCACAGGUGGUCAAGGUGAGGACUCUGGGAAGGUGGUCAUCUGGAACAUGGCCCCGGUUAUCCGAGAGGAGGACGAGAAGAAUGAGAAUAUUCCCAAAUUGCUUUGCCAGAUGGACAAUCACUUAGCUUGUGUGAAUUGUGUGCGAUGGUCAAAUAAUGGAUUGUACCUGGCAUCAGGAGGCGAUGACAAACUCGUCAUGGUGUGGAAGAGAGCUGCUUUAAUUGGUCCAAGCACAGUGUUUGGAUCCAGCAGUAAACUAGCUAAUGUGGAACAAUGGAGGUGUGUCACCAUUCUGAGGAGCCACACAGGAGAUGUAAUGGAUGUCGCCUGGUCGCCUCACGAUGUCUGGCUCGCAUCAUGCAGUGUAGAUAACACCAUUGUUGUCUGGAACGCCAGAAAAUUCCCGGAGAUUGUGAUGACUUUAAAGGGACACACAGGGCUGGUGAAAGGCCUGACGUGGGACCCUGUGGGCAAAUAUAUUGCCUCGCAGGCAGAUGACCACAGCCUGAAGGUCUGGAGGACCAUUGACUGGCAACUCGAGACAAACAUCACUAAACCUUUCAAUGAGUGUGGUGGCACCACACAUGUCCUGAGGCUGAGCUGGUCUCCAGAUGGUCAGUACCUGGUCUCAGCCCACGCCAUGAAUAAUUCUGGGCCCACAGCUCAGAUCAUAGAACGUGAUGGCUGGAAAACCAACAUGGACUUUGUGGGUCAUCGAAAAGCUGUUACUGUAGUGAAGUUCAACCCUAAGAUCUUUAAAAAGAAACAGAAGAAUGGCAGCACGCCCAAACCCAGCUGCCCGUACUGCUGCUGUGCUGUGGGCAGUAAGGACCGCUCGCUCUCUGUAUGGCUUACCUCACUCAAACGUCCCCUGGUGGUCAUUCAUGACCUUUUUGAUAAGUCCAUCAUGGACAUUACAUGGACUCUGAAUGGGUUGGGACUCUUGGUGUGCUCUAUGGAUGGAACUGUGGCAUUUCUAGACUUCUCCCAAGAUGAGCUGGGGGAUCCCUUGAAUGAAGAGGAAAAGAAUGCUAUACAUCAGAACAUCUAUGGAAAGAGUCUGGCAAUCACGAUGGAGUCACAGCUUUCUAGUACAAUCAUUGAGAACCCAGAAAUGCUCAAGUACCAACAGGAGCGCCAAAGAUACCAGAAUCCUAAUGGAGCCCAGGGAAGCGGUCCUGAGAACCAGACACCCAAACUCACCAAUGUGCUCAACGGAGAGUCCCUGGAGGACAUCAGGAAGAACCUUUUAAAGAAGCAGGUGGAGACCAGAACUGCGGACGGGAGGCGAAGAAUCACACCUCUCUGUAUUGCACAGCUCGACACAGGGGAUUUCUCGGCAGCAUUGUUUAACAGCGUGCCGAUCUUGCCGGGGUCGUCUGCGUCAAACCAGCUGACCCCUCAGAUUUCUUCUGAUUCCAGCACAGCCAACUCACUGGGCCUACGACCCUCCCUCGACCCCUCCGCAACCUCUCAUAACAAAACUACUGAAGACAAUAAGGAAGGUGUCGCUCCACCUGUAAACUCUGUUGUUAUGAAAUCGAAUCUGCUGUUGACGUCCGCCUCCAAGAUCGAGCCAAUGAAGGCACUGGACUCACGAUUCACUGAGAGGUCAAAGGCCACACCAGGGGUCACUAGCGCACCAGCAACUAUGGGCAUCACCCCACUUGACAAGAUAAAAGACAGCAACUCUGUGAAGGACCCGAGAGGGAAAGAUGAGACCAGCAGUGACAGUGAGGACAAAAUCAUGGUGAAAACACUCUCGAUGGUGAAGAGGAAGGUAGAGAUGGAGGGAGGAGAGGUGGUAGAGAAGAGAAAGAAGGGAAGGCCGAGGAAAGAUGCCAAAAUGAUGCCCAUAUCACAGCCCUUGCCACUGACUGCAGUUUUAGUGGAAAAGGAGCCAGCUCGAUUAGUAACACCUGUUGUGGCAUUAAAACUUCCCACCCCAUCCAUGCAGAAAUCAUUUAGUACUCAGGUGGGCACUGAUGCCAUUACAUAUCUAGAGGUGGAAAAUGAGGUCUCGGUGGUGUCUGGGGCCCGUCUCAGUCAGCUCAAAUGGAGCAGAGAGGGUCGAGAAUGGAAUACACUUUUACCCAGUCGUAUCAUCAUUGCCACUGGGAGCAGUGAUGUUGUUGCUGUAGCAUGCGAGGACCGUACGCUGUCUGUCUUCUCGGCAUGUGGGCGGAGACUGAUUCCCUCAAUCGUGCUGCCAGCACCCAUGUCAAUAUUGCAUUGCUCGGGCCACUUCGUCAUGGCGCUGAUGGCAUCAGCCACAUUGUCCGUCUGGGAUGUUCAGAAAAGGAAAGCUCUAGUCAAAAAUGAAUCUUUGAACUCUAUCUUAUCAGGCACAGAUGCCACAGUAAGCCAGUCUUUUGUGACCCUACAAGGUGUAGCUGUGGUGGGGUUGUCAAAUGGCAAAACCUACUGCUUCAACUCAUCAUUGGAGACUUGGAAUUUAAUUGCAGAUAAGCAGGACUCUCUGGUGCAGUGUGCAGACUUCAGGAAUUGCUUGUCUGCUCAGGAUGCUCUGGGGUCGAUGGGGCCACUCGCCCUGACACAGGGCAGAAAUCUGAGUGCGGGGCAGUUAGCAUCUCGUCUGUCAUCUACUCCUCACCAGUUGCAGCAGGGAAUGACUCUGGCCUUCCUAGAAAACCAGCUCUCGUCCGCUCUCAUCCUCCUCUCAGCAAACGAGUACAGACACUGGCUCCUUAUCUACGCACGGUUCCUGGUGAACGAGGGUUAUGAGCAGAGGUUGAGGGAAUUAUGUCAGGAUCUUUUGGGACCAGUUCACAAAUCCAGUAGCAGCUCCUGGGAGCCAACAGUUCUGGGUCUGAGAAAGAGGGAUCUGUUGGCGGAGGUGCUGCCUGUAAUUGGUCAGAACUUGCGGUUCCAGCGACUCUUCACAGAAUACCAGGAUCAGCUUGAAUUGCUGCGUCUGAAAUAGCACUUCACCUUAGACCUUUUGAUGUUGUACAUGAGUUAAUUGUCUGCCUUAGCUUUCCCUGGGAGCACUGUUUAUACUGCAGACAUGGACACUAAUUAAAAUGGACACAAUAAUGAUGUUUUUAAGAAUGAAUUUGUUAAAUAACCGUUAUUAAUUAUGUAUGUAAACUAUGUGCCAGUGGUAUGGAGGAAAGGUUGGGAUAUUGUCUAAAAAAUGUGAGGAGAAUUUGAUCAAGCACAAAGUUUUCAUGGAAGUCAUCAUAAAACUGGACGUUUGUAAGCUGAUGAGAGUAUUGAUCCAAACACUUUCUCCCUCCUUUACAUAAUUUUCCUUCAGUUCCAAUUUGUACAGCCAUUUGUCAUUUAUUUGUAAAUGUUUGUAAAAGGCUAUUUCUUUUUUCUCUGUUUUCUAUAAAAUUAAGGAAAUGGUAAACUUUCAAUUAAAUAAGGAAUAAACAAUUUACUAGUUCUCGCUCCAUUCUCUCGCCCUUGCAUUUAAAUAAGAUAAUAUACAUACACUAUAUACUACACUCAUUUGGCAUUAUAUAAGGAACACUAUGGUCCUAAUAAAGUGCCGACGUGGUUUUCUGCUGUUGUAGCACAUCCGCUUUAAGGUUCGACGUGUUGUGCAUUCUGAGAUGCUAUUCUGCUCUCUACAAUUGUACAGACUGGUUAUCUGAGUUACGUAGCCUUUCUGUCAGCUUGAACCAGUCUGACCAUUCUCUGAUGACUGCUCUCAUCAUCAAGGUGUUUUUGUCUGCAGAUCUGCUGCUCAUGGGAAGAUUUUUGUUUUUGGCACCACUGAGUAAAUUCUAGAGACUGUUGUGCGUGAAAAUCCCAGGAGAUCAGCAGUUACAGAAAUACUCAAACCAGCCCAUCUGGCACCAACAAUCAUGCCAUAGUGGAUUUCUAUUUGUAUCUCAGGAAGGAAUACUUAUAUAGAAGAAAUAAUAUCUUAAAAUGAUUACACUUAUUACUUUGUGUACAGAUAUC